AUAAAAACUACCUAAGUAGUAAUACAUAUACGGGGAUGUGAAAUAUGGCGUCCCCCAGGGUAAAACAAUGGCACAAUCUAGCUCUAGUGUGUGUGUUUAUAUGUGUUAUUGGACAAGUCCAGGGGCAGGUCCUCACUCCCAACCUCAGAGAGGAGAAUGGCAAGGCUAGGAGGGAGCAGCACAUCUUACAGAACAUUCGCGAGGAGGUGGCGACCAUGGUACAGAAGGUUCGCGCGGAGACAGUCCUCCCCGCUCUUGCCUCGUACAGUAUACAGCUUUACGAACUGACAGAGAACCUAACCAGGAUCACCAAUUCAUUCACAAACCUAUCUACAGUGAUAGAGGAACUUCAACAACAUAUUGAAAAUCGCAGUGUUGAACUGAGCUGUCCAUCUCAGUCCUGGGUAAUGCACGAGAAUCGCUGUUACUUUUACAGUACGAGUGUGGGCUCUUGGGCGGAUGCCAGGGGAGGAUGUCAAUCUUUGAAUGCUAUGAUGGCUGAGGCAACAACGAGGUCAAUCAACGAAUUCCUGAAGGCACAAGCAAGCUUAAAAGGUGGCAGUUAUUGGAUAGGGGGACAUGACAUCUCAGUGGAAUCCAGAUGGGAAUGGAACACAAAUGGUGCCAAUAUCGGGUACACGGACUGGGGUCCGGACCAGCCAAACGACGUCCGGUUAGGACAGGACUGCCUGGAACUGCUGGAGAAGUUUCAGUGGCAAUGGAAUGAUCGUGAGUGCACGAGGGUGCAGGCAUAUAUUUGCGAAACUGCAGCUCGGUAUCGCCCUACAUAACCAUUGAAUAUCCUCCCACAGAACAGCAUUGCCAAGCCAAAUGGGUUUUGGAAAUAUGAAAUUAAAUAUGAAGUAUGACGAAGAGACCUUUCGAAGACGAAACUCCUUCAGUCGAAUACGAGUCGAAUGCUCUGAAAGGUGGGAAUUGCCCCUAUGUGACCUCUCAGGAUUUCCAUACAGUUAACGCAAUACGAAUCCAUGCAUGUAACACAAUUAUAUAACUAUUGUGUUAAGACCUUAAAAGGUAAACAUUGAAGUUGUUUUAAAACUGUUUCAUACCAUCAUGUAGAUGGAUACAACAGAUAAAAGUGUAUAGUGUUGCUAAAUAGACAAUUACAGAAACUCAAGAUAAUUUUAGGAUUUUCAUGUUUGUAUUUGACAAUUGUGCCGAUUUCGUGAAACUAACUAUAUCCAUGAAGCGAAUAACCUUAUUAUGUUAUCCUAUAUCGAUCAGAACAAGACAUGACGACGGACGUACUUAAAAGAACAUGGCAAAGUAUAGGAGAUCGUUGGACCUCAUCACUAGGGAUAUAACAAUAUAGAAAAGGAGAAUAUACUACCUGUUUAGAACAUAUUAUCUUUCAUUCAUAUUUGAUAAGAGGUAGGAAAAUAUUGUUUAUAUUUCUACGUUAAUUGGUAUAUUUGAAUAAUUAUUUUAAUACCAUUUAAGCCGUUAACCUUUAUGUGGGUUUACAGUAUUUUUAAUGUUAACACCACAAUUGAUGUCCUGACUCUUUAAACAAUGGUAAAGCGAUCAAGAAAAACAAAAAUUCAAAACGUCAGGCAAACAAAAAUCCAUUGGUUGUCAAUAUUUUAUUACAAAAAUUGAACAGAUAUAGAUCGAGAUAUAGGGUGUUUAACGAUUCUACAGACAGAUAGACCCAUCCCCUAUAUACAUGCCCUUAAUCCCAAAUCACAGAUGACUUAAUUCAAGGCGACAGGUGUUAAUGGAAGUUUUUUUACCUGUAAAAUAAAACAAGAUCAAUAGUACUUAUCUAA
Pecten maximus is the source of this 1790-nucleotide messenger RNA. Its product is annotated as low affinity immunoglobulin epsilon Fc receptor-like. The coding region runs from base 45 to 791 and encodes 248 amino acids. Lineage: Eukaryota; Metazoa; Mollusca; Bivalvia; Pectinida; Pectinidae. The transcript is spliced from 4 exons. The record is from RefSeq and is a predicted model, not a curated record.